This is a messenger RNA of Cercospora beticola, 1413 nucleotides long. Its product is annotated as cysteine and histidine-rich domain-containing protein. Lineage: Eukaryota; Fungi; Ascomycota; Dothideomycetes; Mycosphaerellales; Mycosphaerellaceae. The record is from RefSeq and is a predicted model, not a curated record.
GCCACCAGGCACAUUGACAUCCCCUCUUCACCCCACUGCUCCUCGCAUCAUCAUUGAAAGACGUGUAGAGAUACAGCAUCGCGGAUCGCCAUGGCCUCCAAGUGCGUGCACAAAGGCUGCGGCAAGACCUUCACCGAUCCUGAAGAGCCAUGCCACUACCACCCUGGACCCCCCGAGUUUCACGAAGGCCAGAAGGGCUGGAAGUGCUGUAAAGCUCGCGUGCUCGAAUUCGAUCAGUUCAUGAAAAUACCUCCCUGCACCACGGGCAAACAUUCGACUGUCGACGAUCCCCCUACUGUGGUCGAGCCGAAACAGACGGACGAGGAGCUCGAGGCCAAAAUUCGAAACGCAGCCCCCAAAGCACAGCCCAAGCAAGACGAGAGCUCACUUCCACCGCCCGUCGCACGCGCUCCAAUCGCAACAUCAGCUUCUCGCGCUUCGCCCAGUCCUGCUCCUCCCGAACAAGAAGAUGAUGAUCCUAGCAUUCCAGUGCCGGACGGAGCGACGUGCAAGAGAAAGUCAUGCGGUGUAAAGUACAAGAGCGGAGACAAUCGUGACGAGGAAGAAUGCGUACAUCAUCCGGGACAAGCUCUAUUCCACGAGGGCAGCAAAGGGUGGACAUGCUGCAAGAGACGUGUCCUGGAAUUUGACGCAUGGCUUAAAAUACCAGGCUGCAAGACAACAUCGCGGCAUCUCUUCGUAGGUAAGGCAAAGGAGGCUGGUACAGAGGAGGCCCUGAAGGAGGUGCGGAACGACUUCUACCAGACCGCGGCUACAGUCAUCGCCUCGCUGUAUCUAAAGAAGAUCGAUAAGGAGCGCUCGAAGGUGGAAUUCAGCGCCGAUGGGACCAAGGUGGAGCUCGAUCUGCACACAAGCGACGCAAAGAGGUAUCAGACGAGCAUGGUGCUCUUCGGAGAGAUCAAACCCGCUGAGAGCAAAUUCAAAAUCAUGGGCACCAAGUUGGAGUUGACGCUGGCGAAAGCGGAUGGCCAGGGCUGGCCCGUCCUCAGGGCGGACGAUCCGCAUACGGGGGAGAUUAUUCAAGCAGGUCGAGCUGGACGAGUGUGAGCGCUCGACACGACAACGCGGAACAUGUGAUGAGAGAUGGUUGUCAGCAAGGGUACGCGUGCUAGCGCACUGCACAUGCGACGUAUCGUGGUGCCACGCUGAGUAACAAUCCGAGCCCUGAAACAGCAGCAAGCGUGAGCCGGAUUCGCACCACAGUUCGUGCAGCUGAGGAAAGAGCCGAUUUGCUACAUCUGUAGGAAGUCCUGGGUCGAGGCUGCCGCAGAUUACAGGACAGUCGUCGUCUUCCUUUGCGCCUGCUCAUACCAAGUCACUUGCGGACCCUCAAGCUACGCAGCCACUCUUCUGUAGCCGGAACAAUCACAAACGCAUUGCAACACAAAAAUC